AUGAGUGAUUUUGAGGAUGACCCUUUAAAUAUUGGAGGUCCGCCCCGUAAAAUUCAAAAAAUUCAACAUCGUGCUCAAAAGUUUCGGAGAGAAUGGUGUUCUUCUGCUGACUUCAAAGAUUGGUUAAUUCCCGAUGAAAAUGACGUCUUCAAAGCUAAAUGUAGUCUCUGUAAGUCGUCAAUGAUCGCAGAGUUGUCAAACAUAAAAAACCACGGAAAAGGCAUUAAACAUAAGCAAAUAGUGACUGCAGGAACAGUAAAGCAAACAUCGAUUUCUACUUUCGUACAUACAGACAAAAAUUUGAAAUUAAAAAGUCAAAUUCAAAGAGCUGAAAUUAAAAUUGCCGCCUUUAUAUCAGAGCACAAUGUUGCAUUCUUAGCAGCCGAUCAUCUACCUGGUUUAUUAAAAGAUUGCUUUCCUGAUUCAGAAAUUGCAAAAGGUAUCUCAACGAAAAGAACGAAAACAACAGCCAUUAUUAAAAAUGUCAUUGGUAAUUCUGCGAAAGAAGAGUUAACAGAAUCAUUAAAAAAUAAUAAAUUUAGUAUCUUAACAGACGAGUCCACCGAUAUCGGAACAGUAAAAACUUCUUGUGUAGUUGUCAGAUUAUUCGAUAAAAGUAUUGGUAAGAUUGUUAGCAAGUUUUGGGACUUGCAUCCAGUUUUUAACUCAUUAAACCCAGGCUCAGCUACAGCUGAAAAAUUGUUUAAUUUAUUAAUGGAAUCUUUUUUGACUUCAAUAUUCCUGAAAAAAAUAUGA
Molecule: messenger RNA, 756 nt
Organism: Acyrthosiphon pisum (pea aphid)
Lineage: Eukaryota; Metazoa; Arthropoda; Insecta; Hemiptera; Aphididae
Exons: 3
Coding region: 1-756 (251 amino acids)
Source: RefSeq, a predicted model, not a curated record